UACGGGAUGGUGUUUGAUGCAGGCUCAUCCCACACCUCUCUGUUUGUCUACGAGUGGGACUCGGACAAGCAGAACAACACCGGUGUGGUCAGCCAGACCUUUUCCUGUGAUGUCCAGGGGCCAGGCAUAACAAGCUAUGCCAGUGAUCCCCCGAAAGCUGGUGAUUCCCUAAGAGAGUGCCUGGAAGAAGCCCUGAAAGUUGUUCCUGCUGCAAAGCAGAGGGAUGUCUCAGUUUACUUCGGAGCAACAGCAGGCAUGAGGCUAUUGAGGGAACAGAACAGCUCAGCUGCAGACCAAAUCCUGGCUGAAAUUGCUAAAACCAUACAAGAGUAUCCUGUGGCUUUCUGUGGGGCUCAGAUCAUUACAGGAGAAGAGGAGGGAGCUUAUGGUUGGAUCACCAUCAACUACCUGCUGGAGUCCUUCACCAAGUACUCCCCAAAAGCACACAUGUGGGUCCAUCCAGUGGCAGCCGACAGUUUUGGGGCACUGGAUCUUGGAGGAGCAUCAACUCAGAUCAGCUUUGCCCCCAAAGGUUCAUUUAUAAACUGGAAUGAAACCUCCAGGUUCAUGCUGUAUGGUUACAGCUACAACAUCUACACUCACAGCUACAUCUGCUAUGGGCAGAACGAGAUGUGGAAGCGCCUGGCAAAAGAGUUAAUUGUGGAGUCGCCCUCCAGCACGCUGGUUGAACACCCUUGCUACCCCAAAGACUACAAGGAAACCAUCUCGCUGUCUUCCUUCCGCAGCAGCCCCUGCACCAACCAGAGUGACCCACAGCUGCCUCUCGACGACAGAAACGUGACCCUGGAGGGCAGGAGCAAUGCCAGCGGGUGUUUGGUUGCUGUCAAGAAGCUCUUCAACUUCUCAGCAUGUGGGCAGAGCCAGGACUGCUCCUUCGAUGGCAUCUACCAGCCCCCUGUCAGCGGGCAGUUCUUUGCCUUUUCUGCUUUUUACUACAACUUCAAGUUUCUCAACCUGACUGAGGGACAGUCACUGGCCACCGUCAGGGAGACCAUUGAGCGUUUCUGUGCAAGAACCUGGGAGGAUCUGUCUUCUAAUUACCCCGAAGAUGAUCCUGAGCGAUUGCCUAAAUACUGCGCCAACGCCAACUACAUCCUCACACUCCUCCUUGAUGCCUACAAGUUCAACGAGACCAGCUGGAACAACAUCUUCUUCCAAAUGAAGGUGGGAAGCACCAACGUGGGCUGGACACUGGGCUACAUGCUGAACCUCACCAACAUGAUCCCAGCAGAGGCUCCAGCGUGGGUGAAGGGUCACACACCCUCCUUGUGGGCUGCAGCCAUCGCCUUCAUCACCCUCACCUUGGCCUUGGGGCUCGUUGCACUGGUUGUGCUUUUGUGGACGUAGGAAUGGUAACCUCUACCAUGCUGAAGAACCAAGGGUUGGCUCCUAGAACUGUCCCCAGACAUGCAGAUAGGCACCACGGGAGGUUCCCUGAGGAUCCCCUUGAGGGAUCAGCCUACACACCAAAGCCUGGCCAGUCUGCCUCCUCACACCAUUAAUCCUGUAAGAGAUUUGUCCUCCACCCCAUUGGCUGGAUCAUGGAUGUUGGAGCCCAUCUGGCUGUGCAGGAUCUGAGUGGCAGACCAUCAUGGUGCUGGCAGAUGGGUGCGAGGUGCUUCCUCCAGUGCUGGGUCUGACCACGGUCAGCAAGGAAGGUUCCUGCCAGCUGUGCCAGUCUGAGUGCACAGACGGCUCUGUGAUGCCCCAGCUAACUUUCCUUAUGAACCUACUGCCUGGGCUCAGCUGUUGGCCUAGGAGUUGAAAUGCAAAUUGAGUAUCCACAGCCAGAAAGGUAGUCCAUGCCUCUACAGAGUCCAUCUCAUCAUCAUCUCAUCUCAUCUCAUCUCAUCUCAUCUCAUCUCAUCUCAUCAUCUCUUCCUUUUCUUAUAGGAUAGAGGGAUCAUUGUUCCGCAGUGCCUUCCUGGACACCAGGCUGUCCCACCACCACAAGAUCUGUGAACUGUGGAUACCAGGCUGCAAAUGCAGCUGGCUGCAGAUCUUGCCCCGACCUGUGCAUGGUGCUGAGCUGGAUCUCCCCCACGGCUGUGCCCUCACCUUUGCCUUUGGUUCUGCUCACUCCUUAUCUGCCCCAUGCAUGAUUCACUUUGUUAUUUGCUGGGAGCAAGUCUGCCUCCCAGCAGCAUGGAACUGACCUUUGCAGCUGUUGCAGAAAGGCAGGCACCCAGCCACUCUUGUUAUCCAGAAGUAAACACUGGAAAAGGCAGUGAAGAUGGAAAUGCUUGUUAUUUUGCUCCUGAGCCGAUAAGGUUUUAUUGCUUCUGCCUCAGAGGUAAGGGCUGGUAAUGACAAUGGGACACAGGGGAAAGGGGUCAGAACUUCUGCCUCAGCCACAGGAAGCAAUGCGAGGGCCCUCCUCAGCAUUGUUCAGUGCUGGAGACCUCACAGCACCCACCAAACUUCGGUGGGGAAUGAGGACAGGCCCUUUUGCUUCCAAGAGGGGUUUCCCAAACUUCUGUGUGCUGGUAAGGAAUGGUGAGAUGUGUGCCUGGCACAGACAUGGGGCACAGCCAACGGAAGAUUGAUCUGGUGCAGGAAAAUAGGGGAGCUGCUGACAUCUAUUUUCUACCCAGAUUUCAGUGGGGCCUUGACACCGUCCUCCAGAAUAUCCUCAUAGAGAAGCUGCUGACAUAAGGGCUGGAUGGGCAGUGAAAUGGAUUGAUGGGCCAAACCCAGAAACAGUGGCAGUAGCACAAAAGCUGAUUGGACACCAGACAUCUAUCCCAGGGGUCAGUACCCAGCCCAGUUCUUUUUAACAUCUUCAUUAAUGAUCUGAAUGAUGGGGAAGAAUGUUCCCUCAGCAAGUUUGCAGAGAAUACAAAACUGUGUGGCAUGGCUGAUGCACCAGAGGGUCAUGCAGCCUUCCAGAGGGACUGUGACAGGUGGGAGCAACCCCAAGGAUGACAGCAGCUUCAUGGAGCUCAACACGGAGCAGAGCCAAGUCCUGUCCCUGGGGAGGAACAGCCCCAGCAUCGGGACAGGCUGGGAUCACCCAGCAGAAAGCAGCCCAGCUGCUGUCCCUCUGCCCAGCUCCAGCAGUGGGCUAUGUGGGCCCCUGCCCUGCAGUGGGGCAGGACACCUCUGCCCCACGUGGUUAUUUUCCAUAGGCAGUAACCAGCCCUGCAAAGAUACUGCUGCUGCCAAACACAUCUUCUCUCUUUCCUGCCCUUUGGGCCACGCCAUCUCUAGCUG
Molecule: messenger RNA, 3234 nt
Organism: Phasianus colchicus (ring-necked pheasant)
Lineage: Eukaryota; Metazoa; Chordata; Aves; Galliformes; Phasianidae
Product: ectonucleoside triphosphate diphosphohydrolase 8-like
Biological process (GO): nucleoside diphosphate catabolic process
Cellular component (GO): plasma membrane
Molecular function (GO): GDP phosphatase activity; ribonucleoside triphosphate phosphatase activity; UDP phosphatase activity
Source: RefSeq, a predicted model, not a curated record